This is a messenger RNA of Anneissia japonica, 3257 nucleotides long. Its product is annotated as glutamate receptor 2-like. Gene Ontology annotation, biological process: synaptic transmission, glutamatergic; monoatomic ion transport; modulation of chemical synaptic transmission. NCBI's taxonomy places the organism in Eukaryota, Metazoa, Echinodermata, Crinoidea, Comatulida, Comatulidae. Gene Ontology annotation, molecular function: AMPA glutamate receptor activity; transmitter-gated monoatomic ion channel activity involved in regulation of postsynaptic membrane potential. Gene Ontology annotation, cellular component: dendritic spine; AMPA glutamate receptor complex; plasma membrane. Bases 204 to 2975 code for a protein of 923 amino acids. The record is from RefSeq and is a predicted model, not a curated record. The transcript has 17 exons.
GCUAGUGAAACGCAGUAAAGUGGAUUCGUUACGCCUCGUGGCCUAUGCAAUUAACUGCGCAUACAUAGAGAAAUGUAAUUUAGUUUCAUUGCGCCGUUUUCCCUGCUUGAACAUAACCAGAUCAACCACUUGUCCAUUAAACAACAUAUCCAAAAACAAGAGUAUUUGUCCAGCCACUAUUUGGGUACCACGACUGAGAAACGAUGCGUCAUUGCGAAGGAUUAACGGUAUCUCUGUUCCUAGUAUACGUCGGGUUAUGUAAAACCUACGGAAAAUACAUGAUAGGUGGUCUUUUUCCGGAAGGGUACAUGCACAACCAAACGAUGAUAUCAUACAAGAGGGCGCUUAUCCAGCACAAUGUACGAAGUAACUCCACCCUUCACAAAUACCAAAUCGCAGCCUUAUCUGACAGGGGUGACUUAUCGGAUAGUUUCGUGGUGUCUGGGCUAAUAUGCAAAUGCUUCAAUACAUGUAAAUACAUAAAAAAUACAGGACCGUUAUGUUUUGCGGCAGUAGUACACUCCAACACUGUGCAGACGAUGGCCUCCUACAGUACUGCGUUUGCAGUUCCAUUUAUCACGCCCAGUUUCGCCAAGACCGAAGCGUUGAACAAGGACAAUCUGGAUUUCAUGGUGUCGGUGAGGCCACCACUCAUAGACGCCCUCAUCGACCUGAUGAAGUUUAAAAAAUGGAAUGCAUUUGCUUACUUUUAUGGUCAUGACGAAGCUUUAUUUAGGCUCCAGGCAUUGAUAGAAAGGCUUUCACUGAAAGAUUUCAACGUGGCAUUUCGUAGGAUCGGCGAUAGAAAUGAAAUCGAGGCUGCACUAAGGGAGUUGAUGAGGCUAAAAAUCUACAAUAUUGUUAUCGACGCAGAUGUGCCGAUAACACAGUCAACAAUGGAGAUCGUCGAUGUGGUCGGUGUAAAUACAGCGUUGUAUACAUUUGUCCUUCUUCAGCUGGACUCGCAGACUAUCGAUAAAGAAAGCAUGAAGUAUCGAGGGGCGACCACCUUGGCGUUUAGACUCUCCUUCCAGACCACAGACAUCAUCUACAAAGGACUUGAGGAGAAAUGGGAGAAGCACAGGAAGCUUCAUCCUGAUGCUUUUAAAAAUCAGGGAACUUUGCUGGCAACAGCAAUUCUCACUUAUGAUAUGGUUGACACGAUUGUAGAAGCUUUGCGAUUGGCUGAGGAGAAAAACGUAAGCCUAAUUGCGCCACCACAGAACUGUCAAGAAAAAGUAGCUUGGUCGAGAGGACCAUUGAUGCUGGAGUACAUGAAGAAGGUUGACAUACAAGGGCUUUCAGGAAGAAUUGCUUUCAAUGCCAUCGGAGAUCGAACCAACUAUACCCUUGAUGUGCUUAGGCUUCGGGGUACAGGACUUGUUAAGAUUGGUGUUUGGAAUUCUAGUUUGACGGAAGCUGAAAGACAGAAAGUUUUUAGCACACCCGAUAAUAACGAAACACUUCAAAAUCGUACCUUUACAGUUACGUCAAUUUUGGAAAAACCAUUUCUAAUAAAAAAGGUAGGGACAACUCCAGCGGACGGUAACGAGCAAUACGAGGGAUACUGUAAAGAUCUACUGGAUGAGCUCUCAAAACAUCUCAAAUUUAAAUAUAAAUUACAGCUUGUAAAGGACGGCGAGUACGGGACGUACGAUGAGACACUGGGCAGAUGGAAUGGGAUGAUUGGUGAAAUUAAAGACGGGACCGCAGACAUGGCUGUAGCCUCAUUAACUAUCAACGCACAGAGAGAGCGGGACGUCCUAUUCACGAAGCCGUUUAUGACGCUUGGAAUAAGUAUCAUGGUUAAAAAACCUCUAGACCCAAGUCCCGAUCCAUUUUCCUUCCUCCGCCCUCUAUCGACAGAAAUAUGGUUGUGUAUUAUAUUCGCCUAUACAGGAGUCAGCGUGGUACUGUUCCUGGUAAGCCGGUUCAGCCCAACAGAGUGGUAUACUGUCCGAGAGGAUGGGGAUGUUUCCCCAACACCAGUGGAAGACAGUUCAACAGAAGAAGAUGAACCAAAAACCAAUGACUUUGGAAUAUUUAACAGUCUAUGGUUUUCGAUGGGUGCAUUUAUGCAACAAGGUUGCGAAAUAUCUCCACGAUCCUUAUCAGGUAGGAUCGUUGGAGGCGUGUGGUGGUUUUUUACACUCAUCAUCAUCUCUUCUUACACCGCUAAUCUGGCCGCGUUUCUAACUGUUGAGCGGAUGGAUUCACCGAUCGAAUCCGCUGAAGAUUUAGCAAAACAAACAGAUAUAACAUACGGGACACUGGCUUCCGGAGCUUCUUUUGAGUUUUUCAAGAACUCAAAGAUUCAUGUUUACGAACGAAUGUGGAAUUUUAUGCAAUCAACCGACCCGCCCCCAUUUGUCAAGACCAACCAACAAGGCGUCAACCGCGUACGCCAAUCAGAUGGAAAGUACGCCUUCCUUUUAGAAUCAACUGUCAACGAAUAUCACAACCAGCAGUUACCAUGUGACACGCUGAAAGUCGGUAGCAAUCUGGAUUCGAAAGGCUACGGUAUCGCUGUUUCCCCAAAUUUACCAAAGCUAAGAGAACAACUGACACUUGCUCUUCUGGAACUAAGAGACUGGAAUAAUACCUUACAACAUCUACAGAAAAAAUGGUGGUACUUCAAAGGAAACUGUGAUCCAACUGACUCCAAUUCCCAGGGUACAGCUAGCGCCCUCACACUGAGCAGCGUGGCUGGUGUGUUUUAUAUUCUCAUCUGUGGACUUGCUCUGGCAAUUAUUGUCGCCAUCUUGGAAUUUUGCAUGAGGAGUCGUAAACACAUGCGUCAGACAAGAAAGCCAAGCAAAUCUACGUCAUAUCCAACGAUCAGUAAAGCUAGCAUGGCAUUGCGGGACGACGAUCCAGCAAACCACCCGAUGCUGCAAACCAGAGAACAGAUGUUGAAGUUACAUGGAAUGGAGACACGUUGUAGUAACAGAAGACUCGGUCAAACUGAAGUGUAAACUACUGUCCAUCACGGAAGCAGUAAUUAGGCUUGCUUCCGAUCGUUGCUCGUAGUACACUGUAAUAAUAAGCGUAUUCAUGUAAUAAUAGUGUUGAGAAUUAAGUGCAACAUGCUUACAUUUUUACUUAUUAAAACACGUGAUACAUCUCAGCGUUGUGGAUUGAAGUCAGAUAUUAAAUACGUUUUGCCCCUUAGCUUGCGAGUUUACAGUAAUAUAUUGCGAUAGUAAAUCAGACUGAGACAAUAGGAGUAUAGCUAUAUUAAGAGAAAAAUAAACCAA